CAGGAAAUGAAUUUAAAGAAAUAGCAAAAAUCCAGGAACUGGAGGGAAGCGUUUCUCUGAGGGGGAGAAAAGCGGCCGAGUUUGGACCUUUUGAAUGAGGCGGACGGCGAGACCAGCGCGAGAAGAUGCUUAUUAAAGAGUUCCGAGUUGUCCUUCCUAUUUCCGUUGAAGAGUACCAAGUGGGGCAGCUAUUCUCUGUAGCUGAGGCCAGUAAAAAUGAGACCGGGGGAGGAGAAGGGGUGGAGGUGCUGAAAAACGAACCCUAUGAGAAAGAGGAUGGGGAAAAGGGACAGUACACACACAAGAUCUACCACCUGCAGAGUAAAGUACCAACGUUUGUGCGGAUGCUGGCUCCAUCAAGUGCCCUGAAUAUCCAUGAAAAGGCCUGGAAUGCUUACCCAUACUGUCGCACAGUUCUCACAAAUGAGUACAUGAAGGAUAAUUUUAUGGUUAUGAUUGAGACGUGGCAUAAGCCUGACUUCGGUGACCAGGAAAAUGUACAUAAACUUGAUCCUGAAACCUGGAAGAAGGUGGAGGUUGUUUACAUUGAUAUUGCAGACAAGAGUCAAAUUGACGCUAAGGACUAUAAACCAGAUGAGGAUCCAGCCACAUUUAAGUCUGUGAAGACUGGACGAGGACCUUUAGGACCUGAAUGGAGAAAAGAGCUCCCUCAGAAGACAGACUGUCCUCACAUGUGUGCCUAUAAACUUGUCACCGUCAAGUUCAAAUGGUUUGGCCUGCAGAACAAAGUGGAGGGCUUCAUCCACAAGCAAGAGAAGCGUCUGUUUACCAACUUCCACAGGCAGCUCUUCUGUUGGCUGGAUAAGUGGAUUGAUUUGACAAUGGAAGACAUUCGGCGGAUGGAAGAGGAGACGCAAAAGGAACUUGAUAAGAUGCGAGAAAAGGACCCAGUGAAGGGGAUGUCUGCUGCAGAUGACUAAGGCCCUGCGGCUGGGACUGUAUAUUGUCCAACCAGCAGCAGUAUUGUUUGUCCCAGACAAGUGGUGUUAGAGAGUCCAUCUCUCCUGCUCUUUAUGGUCCAGUCCAUUAUGGUGCCUCUCUUAUCUCCUCCCACACCACGGAGGACUUACAGGCUGCAGACUUACACAGCUGAUUCUUACACUAAUCAACAACGUAUCAUGUUGUCACUUUUAUAUAAUUUACUGCUGUUUACUUUGAGAAAUUAUUUUGUGAUCACAAAUUACCCCACUUUUUUUUACGGAACAAACAUAGUUUUGGUUUGUUAUAUUUUUUUAUAUUUGUACUGUUUUACACAAUUUGCAUCGUCACUGACAUAACAUUUACAUAGCACUCUGCAGAAGUUCUCACAUUUGUUCUUUUUUUUUUUUUCCCCACUACUGAUUAGCUCCAUUCACUGCUUUCAGCUGCAUUCACUCCACUGUGUUUACCUAAGCUGCCUUAAGGGUGACAUGGCCUAGUUAGUUACCCUGAGCAAAUCUGGGUAGGUGGAUAGGUCUCCAAGGGCUUAGUCCCUAGCCAGCUCCUAACACUCAGUCUGAAUAGUAUGGUGUAACUGUGUUUACAUGAAUUAACGUCAACCUGAUUUAAUAUGCAUUAAUGGUCUGUGGGAAGUGAAAAUGGGGUUCUCUUAGCUCUGAGUUGAAAGUGGUUUCUUUCUGGUGAUAGGAAGCCAUAUCAGGGCUGGGGUCAUUUUGAAUUGGGUCUUUUUGUUGGAAUCAUGUACUUUUUGUAUUAAAACUGGGGCACGUCAACUGUAUUGUAUUUAUUCACUGGGUAUUUUACAGUUUUGUCACAUUUUCUGUUAUGGGAUAAAACGACACUGUAUGUGUUUACUUGCCUGAUUUAUGUUCUCCCCUUCUCCCAAUUAUUAUGAUCUGAACCGGUUAAAAUAAAUAAGAUGAAUUGUA
This is a messenger RNA of Astyanax mexicanus (Mexican tetra), 1889 nucleotides long. RefSeq names its product phosphatidylinositol transfer protein, alpha a (gene pitpnaa). Lineage: Eukaryota; Metazoa; Chordata; Actinopteri; Characiformes; Acestrorhamphidae. Bases 126 to 941 code for a protein of 271 amino acids. Gene Ontology annotation, molecular function: phosphatidylcholine binding; phosphatidylcholine intramembrane carrier activity; phosphatidylinositol transfer activity. The record is from RefSeq and is a predicted model, not a curated record. The transcript is spliced from 12 exons. Gene Ontology annotation, cellular component: cytoplasm. Gene Ontology annotation, biological process: phospholipid transport.